AACAGUAAAAUAAGAAGAAAGAAAACGAAAAGAUACAUAUAUAAUUAAGUUAAUUCACGACGUCGGCGUUGCAUGAACUAUUUAACAAUUUUGCUGUGUAAUCGUAAACCGACGAUGCUUUCGCGCCGAAGCAAAGACAAAUCGCAGGCACAUAAAGAAGGCGUUGUGGGAAAAUAUGUUAAGAAGGACACGCCGCCCGAAAUACCGGUAAUAAAUGUAUGGACCUCCUACCCAGACCAACAAAAUCAACGUGCCAAGAAGAAGUCACUGCAACGCUGUGCGAGCACAUCGCCUAGCUGUGAAUUCAAGCCGCGCAGCUCCAGCUCUAGUCGCAAUACAUAUUCGUGCAGCGAUGUUCAGCCGGAUUAUUAUCAUGCGCGACGGGCCCAAAGUCAGAUGCCCUUGAAUACCAAUAAUAAUCAGCAAACGCUGCAGCCACCGACGGCGUCCAAUACUCAGUUUCAGCAGAACAACUAUGUUAAUAUUGAGCAAAUGGAGCGAAUGCGACGUCAGCAAUCCUCCCCGCUGCUCCAAACGCCGACGAGAGGCUUCCAACGUAGUUAUUCAACGCAGAAGCAAACACAACCAGUUGGUGCACCGAGCUAUGAUAUCGAUCAGAACUUACUAAGCGCCUCCUUUGCUAAUAUGCUACAACGGCCAGCCCAAUUUGCUAUGCCACAGCCAACUCAGCUGCUGCAUCAGCCUAUGCAGCAGCAUGCGUCACUCAUGAGAGCGCCACUUGGACARCAGCAGCAGCACUUAGGUGGGCAUAUGAUAGGCAGCUAUUCAAGUGAUUCAUAUCCCAUAUAUGAGAAUCCCUAUCGGGUUUCUUCAAUGCGUGCAACACAGUCCCAGUCGCAGCGCUCGGAAUCUCCUAUAUAUAGCAAUACGACCGCAUCAUCAGCUACGCAUCCACACCAACAUCAUCAGCACCAUCCACAUCAGCAUGCGCAUCAUCAGCAAUUUCACCAUCAUUUACCACUGCCCCUAAGCGCAUCGCUGAGCGUGAGUGGACGAGGCCGAAGCUCUGGCAGCACUCCGAUCGCCUCCAGCUCUGUGCAGUCGCUCUACGCGCCACCUCUGACGCCGCCUGCGGCUAGCAACUCGACUGGCACUGCUGCCGAUAGCAAUAGCAACGGAGCCCUGCAAAAGGUGUCCUCACAGCAGUCGUUGACUGAAAGCGAAGAACUGCCAUUGCCGCCCGGCUGGGCUACGCAGUACACAUUGCACGGUCGGAAAUACUAUAUUGAUCACAAUGCACACACCACGCACUGGAAUCAUCCGCUGGAGCGCGAGGGCUUGCCAGUCGGAUGGCGUCGCGUUGUCUCCAAGCUGCAUGGCACCUACUACGAAAAUCAAUACACCGGCCAGUGCCAAAGGCAGCAUCCAUGCUUAACGUCCUAUUACGUGUAUACCACGUCCGCUGAGCCGCCCAAGGCAAUACGACCCGAGGCGCCGUUGUAUUCCCCACCUGCACAUACUCAUAACGCUUUGGUGCCAGCUAAUCCCUACUUGCUCGAAGAGAUACCCAAAUGGUUGGCCGUGUACUCGGAGGCGGACUCCUCGAAGGAUCACUUACUGCAAUUCAAUAUGUUCAGCCUGCCUGAGCUCGAGGGCUUCGAUAGCAUGUUGGUGAGACUCUUCAAGCAAGAGCUCGGCACAAUCGUUGGCUACUACGAGCGCUAUCGCCGUGCCUUAAUCUUAGAAAAGAAUCGUCUUGCGGGUCAGAAUAAACUUCAGUGACGAGCUGCGCAGCAGGAAUAUAUACCCUAUAAGUUAUACCAGAAAUUACCCAAGUUU
This is a messenger RNA of Drosophila arizonae, 1800 nucleotides long. It is a transcript of the gene sav, whose product is annotated as scaffold protein salvador. Gene Ontology annotation, cellular component: cytosol. Gene Ontology annotation, biological process: positive regulation of apoptotic process; apoptotic process; hippo signaling. Gene Ontology annotation, molecular function: protein binding; molecular adaptor activity. The record is from RefSeq and is a predicted model, not a curated record. NCBI's taxonomy places the organism in Eukaryota, Metazoa, Arthropoda, Insecta, Diptera, Drosophilidae.